Messenger RNA from Sorghum bicolor (sorghum), 255 nucleotides. Its product is annotated as probable polyol transporter 3. Lineage: Eukaryota; Viridiplantae; Streptophyta; Magnoliopsida; Poales; Poaceae. Gene Ontology annotation, molecular function: carbohydrate transmembrane transporter activity. Gene Ontology annotation, biological process: transmembrane transport. The coding region runs from base 1 to 255 and encodes 84 amino acids. The transcript has a single exon. Gene Ontology annotation, cellular component: membrane. The record is from RefSeq and is a predicted model, not a curated record.
AUGCUGUUCAUCAAGGAGGACCUCAAGACCAACGACACGCAGACGCACGUCCAGGUCCUCGCCGGCAUCCUCAACGUCUGCGCCCUUGUCGGCUCCCUCACGGCCGGCCGCGUCUCCAACUGGAUCGGCCGCCGACGCACCAUCUCUCUGGCGGCCUUCAUCUUCCUCGCGGGGUCAGUCCUGAUGGGCCUCUCGCCUAACUUCGGCACGCUCCUGGCACGACGCUGCAUGGCCGGCGUCGGCGUCGCAUACUGA